Sardina pilchardus (European sardine) is the source of this 3012-nucleotide messenger RNA. RefSeq names its product zinc finger, CCHC domain containing 8 (gene zcchc8). Gene Ontology annotation, cellular component: catalytic step 2 spliceosome. The record is from RefSeq and is a predicted model, not a curated record. Gene Ontology annotation, molecular function: RNA binding; zinc ion binding. NCBI's taxonomy places the organism in Eukaryota, Metazoa, Chordata, Actinopteri, Clupeiformes, Clupeidae. The coding region runs from base 29 to 2269 and encodes 746 amino acids. The transcript has 14 exons.
CUCUGAACUCUGGGAGCCACAAACCAAGAUGGCCGAGGUGGAUUUUGGAGACAGCGAGCUGUUUGAGCAACUCGACGAUGAAAGGCCUGUCGCAACCCACUUAAGGUUUGAGACAGAUGAAGACGGUCCAGAAGAAACUCAAGAGUUCCAGGAGAGGCUAGAGGAGUGUGAAGAGACGAUUAGCCGCCUAAACGCGGAAAAUGAAGAACUGAGGAGGAAAUUGAAAACACUGACUCGACCAAGUGGUUUAAAAGUGGACAAUACAAGAAGCGAUGGACCACUACUUCAUAUCUUGUAUGGAAACAACAAUAUUUCCAAGGAAUGUCGCCAGGAGAUUGAAGACAGCAUCUGCAGUCUUAUUCAGAAACACCAGCAGAAGAAUGUUGUCCAGCCAGCCUCCUCUUAUGUACCUCCUCAGACAUCAAGUUUUUUCCUGGAGGAUGAACCACGGGACAAAUCACCCGACACCAUCAAAAAAAUUAAGGAAGCCUUCAGUGUGGUUGGGAGUGUGCUGUAUUUUACAAGCUUCUGUCUGGACAAACUUGGACAACCUCUACUUAAUGAAAACCCUCAGUUAACGGAUGGAUGGGAGGUGCCAACAUAUGCUCAAGUUUUUAGCAAUGUGAUGACCCUAGUCGGACAGGAAGUACAAGUCAAGGAGAAAAGGCCUAAGCCUUGCUGUUUUAACUGUGGAGGAGAGGACCAUCAGUUAAGAGACUGUCCAAAGCCCAAAGAUAUGGCCCGCAUCAACGAGAAGAGGAAGGAAUUCUCUCAUGGCAACAACAACCAGCUGAGCAGUCAGCGUUAUCACUUUGAGGAAUUGGAGGAGCGUUUUAACAAAUACAAACCAGGUGUAGUCAGCAAAGAGCUGUUGGAUGCCCUUGGAGUGUCUGUGAACAAGUUACCACCGUUCGUCUAUCGCAUGAGGGAAUUAGGUUACCCGCCUGGCUGGCUUAAGGAAGCAGAGGAUGAGAAUUCUGGACUCCAGCUCUAUGAUGGCAAUGCUAGUGGUGAAGUUACGGAGGAAGAAAAUGGCCACAGCCAGAAAGUCUCAUAUGAUCUCUCCAAGCUGGUUGAUUUCCCAGGCUUCAAUGUGGGCCUGCCAGCACAUGUAAAGGAUGAACACAGGGCAUAUGGCUCCAUUCCAAUGCAGUAUCAGCACAUGAAACAAAACUUUGCUGCCUAUCUGUCCACCAAUUAUCCAACGUCUGGAUCCCCAAAUGCUAAGAGGCGGCACGAGUCCGAAUCAACUCCACGACACUCAAAGAAACGACGAUCCGGUGACACCUCCAGGCACUCAGAUAUGGACCUCGAAUCAGACCAGGGUUCACCUCGCCCUCCUUGGACCCCCGGUGGAUUCCAGUUCCAGCCACCACUGCCCCCCAACUCGCCCUCUUUCAGUAGCCCACCACCACUGCCCCCUGGCACGCCCCCAAUCACCCCGACGCCACCACCCUUGCCCAAAGGCACUCCGCCUGCUAACGGCUCCCCUGCUCUGGAGAGGGAGGAGUCUGAGGAUGGCCUGACUCUGGAGGAGCUGGAGGAGCAGCAGCGUCUCCUCUGGGCUGCCCUGGAGAAGGCGGACACGGCCACCAACAGUGACUCUGAGACGGCCGCCACGGGCACCCCUGUUCCCAGCUCACCCAGCGUCUCCACCCCAGCCAGGCCAGACGCUGAGAUGGAAGAGGAGACUUCCAGCCGGAACGAUGAAGACACCCCCGCUUCCCCUGAGAAAGCUACAAUCGAUACCCCUGCCUCUCCUGAGACCACUCCAAUGGAUACCCCUGCCUCGCCUGAAGAAGUUCAAAUCACCACUCCUGCUUCUCCUGAGGAAGUUCAAAUCGCCACCCCUGUCUCUCCAGAGGAAGUUCAAAUCGCCACCCCUGUCUCUCCAGAGGAAGUUCAAAUCGCCACCCCUGUCUCUCCAGAGGAAGCUGUUGUGGUAAAGAAACCUAGUGCUCAACAGGCCACUGUUGUUGAUAAAGUUGUAGGUGAUGUUGAAAUGGUGGAUGAGUGUGGUAAUGGUGGAGCAGGAGUACAGCAGGCAGCAGAGCAAUCUACCCCUCAGUCACCCACUGAUGAAGGCAUAGAGGAGCCAGAGGUCAAGAAGGUGGUGGCUGUGCCACACCGAAGCAAGUUCGCCACUGGGAUCGUUCCCUUUGAGGAAACGCCUGAGUAUACGGAAGUUGCUGAAGCUACAGGGACUUACCUGAAGAUACGGGACUUGCUUAAAUGCUCUCCUCGCAAUCAGGCAAAGAACAAGAAGUGAACUGGCAGAUUUUGUUUGGUCCUAACAAGUGAAAUCAACUUGGAUUUGAGAGUCUGUCCAAUUUCAGUUGAACUUUACCUCUCCAAACUCGAAUAAUGUGGCAGGAAUUUUGCGCUGCAACUUUUAAUUCAUUUUUGAAUUAAUUGUGGUUUCUUUUUUAGUGCACAGGGACCAGCUAGUCAAUGUUUGAAGUUCACAGCAGGGCAUUGUGAUCCUUACUUUAAGUCUUCAUGUUUAAAAAGGCUGUAGUUCAUUUUAUGCCGCCCUCUGACAUCCACAACUUUUAUUCAGCACAUAGAUCAACUGAGCCUCUCCUUGUUGGCUGAAAUGUCAGGUUCUCAACGUCCUGUACAUCUGGCGUCCUCCAGGUGUUUUACGAAGCCUACAUUUCUUUUUUUUUCCCUUUCUUUUUUUUAGUACCCCCCCCAAUCACCACUAAAUGUCUAAUAGGUGAAUACAUAUAGGACUGGAAAGCUUCUGUUCCUUGCUUUUAGUGUUUUAAAUUUUAUACUUUGUCUUUUCAUACCUUUUUGGAGUGAUUUCAAGUGGUGUCAUCGAAAAACAGCAGUAACUGUACAUAUUGAUGCUGAACAGUGGAAAAGAGGCUGGAAAUGUCUGUAAAAUCAUAACCAUGUAAGAUAUUUUUAAUUGGUUCUUUAAAUUAUUCCCUUUUACAGGUUUUAUGAUCUUCUACAAAUAGGCAAUGAACACAUAAAAAGCGGCUUUAGUAUUUUGUUUCUGUA